AUGGAUUGUUCUGACAGUGAAGCUAAACCAGAUGAAAAUGUUGAAGCUACGUCUUCCGUACCUCUUUCUGAUUAUGCUAAGAAGCUGGACCAGCGAGUUAAAAAGCGCUACGAGGACAAAAUCGCAGCCAUUGGGAUUGAUCCCGUGUUACUUGAGGGCAAGCACUUUGAACCGGAUUGUUUACCUCCCGUGGAAGCUACAGAUAUUUUAUCAUAUCUAGUCUUAGAGAUUAGCUACUACACGCAAAAACAAUUCAAGGCUUUUAGAAGUCUCGAGGCCUACAAUCAGAUGGUAUCGGGAUUCAUUGCGAGCGUCGAAGGGCACAUUGUCGCAAACAAGUUCGUUGGUUUGGCAAAGGUGAGACAUUCACAACGUAUGAAGGACUCUUUGAUUCCUAUCUGGAUAAUCACAGAACGAGAGAGAACGAUACUUUCUGCCCAUUGUUUGGGUUGCAAGGCCGGACUGGCAGAAUCUUGCUCUCACAUAGCCAGCGUUUUAUUUUAUCUCGAGGCUUGGACAAAGAUAAACGGUCGGCUUUCGUGUACCUAG
Messenger RNA from Porites evermanni, 549 nucleotides. The record is from the annotation of a GenBank genome assembly. NCBI's taxonomy places the organism in Eukaryota, Metazoa, Cnidaria, Anthozoa, Scleractinia, Poritidae.